ACACCACUAGAUGACAACGGGCGACCAUUUAUAAUUUGCAAAUAUUCUGAAAUAUCGAGUUAGUAAUCGAUUAGUAAUGGAAAACAAUUGCUAGUUUGGCUGUUUUUCGAUGAGAAGGAAUAUUAAAUUAUUGAUCAUUUGCUGUUUAGUGAACAAUUUUUGGGAAGGUCGUAAUUACAUUAACUUACUAUUGUCGAAGCUGACUUAUUAUAUAUCUAUUAUUUAAACAAUAAGUUAUAUUCUCUCAGGAUAGAGGAUAAUAAGCAGUAUCAGUUGUGAAACUCCUGCGUCCUCGACAUUGUUACCAUACUUGAUGAUGACGUCAGGAAAGAGUUCGAAUAUACUCUUGUAGUAACCAACAGGUUCCAACAGGAUUGACAAAACUAAUUAGAGACAUACUGAUCUUUAUAAAAUACUAAGAUGAAUAGUCCAAAUAGAAGUUACAAGUAUGUCAAGCCCAAAGCUGACGGAAAUCUAGUACCUGGAUCUUUUUUGAAUUCUAAAAUAUUUCCUAAAAUGUCAAUUGAAAGUACACAUGUAGAACCUCAAUCAUUCACUGCAAAUGUUUAUAUAAAUCCAAAUUUUAAGCUGCAGAAACCAACAAUGCAUAUCAAUCCAAAGAUUCGUGCUAAGCCUUCGAUACAUGUUAACCCAAAAAUGGUCCAUGAUAUUGCAAGUUCAAAUCAAAACUUACAAAGUAGUACACUGGGCACAAUAAAAGCAAGUAUCGGUAGUAACAUUAUGCAAGCAAAUAUUAAAAGAUCUAUAUAUGUCAACCCAACAUUAUUGAAAGGUUUAUCCUCUUCUUCUGAUUAUAAUUCUAAUGAAGUACAUAGAAGAGAGCAACCUGUUUGCUCAAAAAUGCCUCUUAAAAAUAUGAGUGAUCAAAAAGUUACUCCAAAGAAACUUGCUUCUGAUUCUGAUGUUGUGCUCCUGUCGCGCAGAAAGCUCGUUAGAGUAACUGGUACUGCAAAUAAUUUAUUAGGAACUUCCACACUUCCAUUAUCCCAAUGUAAGUUACGAGAAUCUACAAACCUAACAGAAAAAAGAUCCGGUACUAUUGUGCAAAAAGUUGUAAAAGUUCCAUCAGUAAUGAGUAAUAUGUUGCAAUGUACAAACUUGAGGCAUACCAAUGUACCAAAACUAAACAUUAAUAAAUCUAAAGUGACCAAGUAUAAGAUAGAUAGGACCGUAUUAAAUACACCGAAGAUUAAGGGAAGUCAGAAUUCUCUGAAAAGGAGAAAAAUUACAAACAACACAGUAGGAUUGGUUACCAUCGGUGGCAUUGUAUACAAAUCUUCCAAAAAUAGAUUAAUCCGGAGAAGCUAUUUAUUGAAACGAAAACGGUCGACGAAUGGAAACGACGAUAAACUCAUUUCUACUAAAAAGUUACGCCCUAACAAGGAAAUUCCAACACAUUACACAUUGGACACAAACACUCUCGGUGUGAAAACACGACGUGCUUCCAAUAUAUCAUCCAAAACUAUUUAUAAAAACACUAUCAGUAACAAAGUGAAGCAAAGAAGUCUACAAAUUCUACGAAAUAAAAUGCGCAAGAAUAAUCAGCCUUGUUUGAUCUUUCAACGAUUUGGAUAUUGCCAAAACUACAAAAAUGGAACAUGCCCAAAACAACAUGACAAGAAGCAAGUGUCAAUCUGCAAGAAAUUUUUGCAGGGAAAGUGUCUCUUAGAUAAAUGCCCGUUAUCGCACGACGUCGGUCCUGAAAAAAUGCCUACAUGCAAGUACUUCCUCGAUGGUUGCUGUACAAGAGAUGCCUGCCCGUAUCUUCAUGUUAAAGUGUCUUCGAACACUUCAAUCUGCAUAGACUUUUUACAGGGAUACUGUGUCAAGGGAAAUGAGUGCCAGCGACGUCACGAAUACCUGUGCCCUGAGUUCGAUAAGAGAGGGAUCUGUAGCAAAGGUGAGUACUGCGUUUAUCCUCAUAAAUCACAUACAUCUAAUGUCGAGGAAAACAUUAAGUAUUUGAGCAAAAAAAUGCACGAUGUGAAAAAGUAUCAAGCUACACCCGUCGCGAAGGUCGAUACCGAGACUUCGAAUCUGGAAUGUAGAUUAAGGUAUUACGAAACAACUGAUAAUUCCAUCGAUUCUCUCGAAAAGAAGAAAGAAAAUAUUUUAAGAAAACUGCAAAUUAUGAAAACUACUUUAAAUAACGUCCCAACCGCCGAUUCUACAAAUCAGAUGCAAAGUAACGAAACGAACGAGUCCUUGAUCAAAGAAGACGAAAGUAAAUCGAUGACAAGUAUUGCGAGUAAUGCCAGUAAAAGACGGGCACCCAUUGGCUUGUUACCCGCUUAUAUCCCCAUUAAUUAAUGUCCGUAUAAUUUUAGAAUAUACGAUUUGAACUAACUCAAGAUAAUAGGAAAGAGGUUAAUGUAGUAUUUUAACGGUAAUUAUACGUGUAAUUAUACGUCUGAAUAUUUUACUCUUCAACGAUACUUUGUAUAACUAACAAUUUUUCAUACUGAUACUUUUAAUGGGCAAAGUUAAAGACGAAUAUAAAUAUGAGUAUACAUAAAUUAGAUAGUUUGUUGGCCCAUACAAUGCUGAUAAAUAAUUUUUUAUCGGCGAAAGUGGGAUGUCAUCUGUGAUAAUUAUUACACGAUGUAUUAUGUUGAAAUACUUCCAAUUAUCUGUCAUAUUACACAAGCAUUUAAUUAUGAUAUUAUAUUAUCAUCAACUUUUGUUUUAUUUAAUUUUUUACCUAGAAUGAUUUACGAGAAUAUUGAACAAAAUAAUAAUAACGUAUCA
Messenger RNA from Harpegnathos saltator (Jerdon's jumping ant), 2769 nucleotides. It is a transcript of the gene ZC3H3, whose product is annotated as zinc finger CCCH domain-containing protein 3. Gene Ontology annotation, molecular function: metal ion binding. NCBI's taxonomy places the organism in Eukaryota, Metazoa, Arthropoda, Insecta, Hymenoptera, Formicidae. Bases 421 to 2331 code for a protein of 636 amino acids. Gene Ontology annotation, cellular component: nucleus. The transcript is spliced from 7 exons. The record is from RefSeq and is a predicted model, not a curated record.